Molecule: messenger RNA, 1901 nt
Organism: Fukomys damarensis (Damara mole-rat)
Lineage: Eukaryota; Metazoa; Chordata; Mammalia; Rodentia; Bathyergidae
Gene: Mlip
Product: muscular LMNA interacting protein
Exons: 13
Coding region: 104-1486 (460 amino acids)
Biological process (GO): negative regulation of transcription by RNA polymerase II
Cellular component (GO): nuclear envelope; sarcolemma; PML body
Molecular function (GO): lamin binding; transcription corepressor activity
Source: RefSeq, a predicted model, not a curated record
GCACAGAAUCUGAACCCCCUCCCUCCCUCCCUCUCCCUCUCCUUCUCCCUCUCUCUCUCUCCCUCUCUCCCCCUCUCCCUCUCUCCUUCCCUCCUCUUUCAACAUGGACUUUGAAAAGCAAGAAAAAGGAAGCUUAUUAAGCAAGAAUUUAGAGGAGAGACUGACGGUCUCUUCUGGUGACUCUGAAGCCAAACCUCUGAUCUUCAGCUUUGUGCCUACUGUCAGAAGACUUCCAACCCACAUCCAGCUGGCUGACACUUCCAAAUAUCUUGUUAAAAUUCCUGAGGAACCAGGAGACAAGAGUCCAGAAACCAUAAAUAGGUCUAAAUCCAUUGACUACGUGACCUUUAACCUUGGGAGUGGACAAGAGGGAAUCCAAGGGUCACCACUGACCUGUCCAUCAGAGGACUUUGAAACGAAUUCUCAAGGAGGAGGAUUUAAAGCUAACGACCUUCAAAGAAUGCAGCAGGGUGACCUCUUCAAGGCUGAGUAUGUCUUUAUCGUGGACUCUGAAGGGGAAGAUGAAGUCACCAGCAGAAAAGGUGAACAAGGUGCCUCAGGGAGCACAAGCAACACAGUGGCCCGGCCCACGACUCUUGCUAUCUCCUCCAGUCUGGUCUCAGAUGUGGUGCCACCCAAAGUCUGGGGGCCUGAGCCCAAGGCUGUGUCACAGGCUGGAACCCCUCAGGAGAUGGCCUCCAAGCAGAAGCAGGAACAGCAAUACAAGACCAAGUCCAGCUACAAGGUUUUUGCAGCAAUCCCUACAAACACAUUGCUUUUGGAACAGAAGGCACUAGACGAACCAGCCCAGGCUGAAAGUGUGUCCCGGGACAGCUCCGUAGACCUACCCCUGGAGUUCUGUUUCCCUGCACAGCUCAGGCAGCAAACUGAAGAGCUCUGUGCUGCCAUUGAUAAGGUCUUACAGGAAUCCUUGUCUAUGCAUUCUUCUGAUUCUCCUUCAAGGUCUCCACAGCAGACAUUGCUGGGUUCUGAAACAAUCAAAACUUCUACAACUCUUCCAAGAUCAGCUGGUCGAGAAACCAAAUACGCGAAUCUCUCAUUACCAUCCUCUACAGCAUCCGAGAGUCAGCUGACUAAGCCUGGAGUAAUUCGCCCGGUACCUAUAAAAUCCAGAAUAUUACUGAAAAAAGAGGAAGAAGUCUAUGAACCCAACCCUUUCAGUAAAUACCUGGAUGAUAACAGUGGUUUCUUCUCUGAACAGGAUGUGACAGUCCCUCCCAAGCCUGUUUCGCUCCAUCCUUUAUAUCAGACUAAACUCUACCCUCCUGCUAAGUCUCUGCUGCAUCCUCCGACCCGGUCCUAUGCUGACUGUCUUAGCCCAGGACCCUUCAGUCAUUUGUCCUCCUUCUCACUGCAUGAUGAGCAGAACUCUCAUGCGCUCCUUAGUCACAACACAUACAACAAGCUGAGUCAUCCAAUGGUGGCUAUUCCUGAACAUGAAACUCUUGAUUCCAAAGAGCAGUGAAGUUGGAGAAGAUGUGAAAGCUGGCGGCCGAAGUGUUUUUGGAAUGCUGGUGCUAACCACUUGGUAGAUUUAACUUUUAGUUUUUUGCAGAAUGAGUGCAUCUUUUAUGAACUGUAGUGAAGCAGAGGAACUAAGAAAAGUUUCCUCCAGGCACAAAGCAUCACAGUACUCCACUAAACCCAGCACAGGAAAAAUUUACCUACAGCUUCUCGCACCGCUGGUCAAGCCUUUAAUGCCUUUGAUUAAACUGACAGCAAUACUAACCUGCCCCUGUCUUCAGCAGCCAAAUAAAGAAGAACCAUUGGUAAAUACAGGAAUGGCUGUGACUGUUUUUCAAUACUGGUUUAUUUAAUGCAUACAUUACUAAGAGAAUCAGGCUUUAUUCUGCUAGCUUUGCUUUUUACAUUCUAGAAAA